Magallana angulata is the source of this 2128-nucleotide messenger RNA. RefSeq lists its product as uncharacterized. The transcript has 4 exons. The record is from RefSeq and is a predicted model, not a curated record. Bases 426 to 1511 code for a protein of 361 amino acids. NCBI's taxonomy places the organism in Eukaryota, Metazoa, Mollusca, Bivalvia, Ostreida, Ostreidae.
GAUAUUAGCUAAACCACAUCGUACUCUGUCACACGUCACUUGAAAAGACAUUCGUUGUUCCACGUGCAUUUACUCUUUGUCUUCGCAAAUCAAGGCCAAUAUGUACGAUUUUUGUCUCAGAAGAGAGCUAUGCGGACUCCGGACCGUGGCUUGAGACCUAGACUUAACUUGGACACAUCAAGAUUGUGCUAUACAUACUAUAUAUGAACAAAGCCAUUUAGCUGUGAGUGAAAUUGGGUACCACAGCAUAGCUAUCGAUUUCGCCAAUUUACGGCAUUCUCUUCAUCGAAGGAGCGAGGUAAGAUACAAAGCAGCAAAACCAUCGACGUUAAGUUACAAAUGUGGUAAUCUCUUACAGCAGUUGAAGAGGCGGAAGAUACGAAACUGACAUCGCUAUUGGUAGUACGAUGAAAUAACAGUAAACGAUGUCAUCGGCGGAACCGGAACCGACUACCAGCGCCACACCAGAAAAUGAACCUUUCUCCUCCACAGCGGAGUUUGAACCCGAGCCCGUGGUAGCAGAACCGGAACCUGGAUGGCCAGAGCCCGAGCCCGAGUGGUCAGUUGCGUUUGAAGAAUGGGGAGCAGCCUGGUCGGUCCACACUUACUUCUUUGGCUGUGCUUUUCUGAUUGCAGACAUAUUGGCCAUUUGUUUCCUGUUUCGAGUGAUAAAGGGCCACAAUAGACAACAGAAGGGAAGCCUGUCAGGUUCUCUAUUAGUGAUGCUCAUAUUGUUUUGUUCACUGCGUUUCGUCUGUUUAAUUGUGGACCCUUACCAUACAGAGAACAUUCUCCCCAGGUUGUGUUCGCGACUGUUAUGGUCUCUCGGAAGCCCCUUCCUGCUCUCAGCUUUCAGUUUGGUUCUUUUGGCUCUCAUUGACACCACCAAAAUGAGCAUCGGACCUCCGAGAUUUCAGAAGUUGCCUGUCAUUUUAGGAUUCACGGGUUUCUAUGUACUGUUGGUCAUUUCUACGGACCUGGCCGUGUUUUUCGCCCCCGAGACGGACCCCCUCUUGGUGGUUUGCCAGGGCCUGUUCAUUGUGUUCGGCUGUCUUAUGUGUGUCGGCUAUCUCUACGUGGGCCUGAAGAUCAGAAAGAACCUUUCGUCAAGUUUCAGCAACAUUCAAAAUGGUGACUCCGGAAUUCUCCGACUUCUCGUGACAUGUUACGUCUCUUCCGCCAUUGGCUUCUCCAUCAUCGCUACACACAUUUACGCUUCUUCCAGUGUAUUCGGAGUCUACAGUGACGUCAUAUUCGUGGACGCCUGGUCAUGGUGGGCACUACAAACCCUGAUGCGUUCCGAAGAGCUAGCGGAAGUUAUUGUGGUUAUCUGUGUUGCUAAACGAUCGAUACUUCCGAAGGACGCUUUGAAAAGGUUAGCGUCGUGUCUGAUCUGCCGGAAAAAGAACUCUGUCCGCAAAAUACAGAUUUUACCUCUGGAUGACACGUUUGAACAAACUAAAACAAUCAACACGGAGAAUCUGUCGACUUGCGUCGAAACCAAACGAUGAUACAAGAUUGCAAUCUUAUCAAAAUGGCAACAUCCAUUUUCUGACAAAGAUUGUUCAUUCCAGAAAGCGUUCACUCUGCAUAUUAAACUAGUUUGAGAAGAUGUACGAAUUUAACUAAAUAAUGUGAAUUCAAAGCACAGUUUUAUAAUAUCGUGUUCCAUAUUUUUAAAACAAUAAGCCUGAUUUAAGAGUUGAAUUUAAAAAAAAAAAAAUUAAUGGGACUUUCAAAACUUUUAACGCUCUAAACUUUUAUUGUGGUCAGUAGAAUUUAACAAAAUUUAACAGAGCAAAAUCCUACUUGAUUUAUUUAUGCAAUCGAAUUAUUUAUGUAUUAUACAUGUAUUAAUAUUAGUCUGUGUGUUUCUCAGGAAUCAUUUUUAAAAUAUGUACACUGGGUUUUCGUUUUGUAAUUUGUUUAUUUUUGAUUUCAACAACAAUUGUUUAACUAUUGGGGAUUUUUGUUUCAUGUAUGAGACGUCUUCAGUUGGUUGUCAGCUGUAUUUUAGACGUAAAUGUUUGUGGUCUGCCACUAAAGAUAAUAUGUGUGUCUAUUUAAUGAAAACAGUUAGAUUGUAUCAAAAUGUUUGUUGAAUUUUUUAUUAAACAAAUGUCGGGAA